UUCUUUUUGCAAUGCUGCGAUCCUGGUGGCUCGUGGGGCUAUUCGUAGCCUACACAUCUGGAAAGAAGCAAUGGGACGUCCCCGUACCUCAUGAGGAGCAGGCCAGCCCUGGAAAACUACGGUGGGAGCCCCAGUGCCAGUACCAAUUGCGCCACCUUCAAGAUGGUGCCAGAAUUUCAGCUCUUUUGCCUCCCCGGUUGGAAGGUCACUGGAUUUCGACAGGGUGUGAGGUCCGGCCAGGACCAGAAUUCCUCACCCGUUCCUAUAUAUUCUACGCCAACCGCCUCUUCAAAGCCUAUCAGUUCUACUAUCGAGACCCUUCCUGCCGGGACCCCACCUACUCCCUGGUCAUCAAAGGCAAAGUCCGGCUCCGCCAGGCCUCCUGGAUCACCCGUGGCGCCACGGAAGCUGAUUACCAUCUUCACAAAGUUGGCAUCGCCUUCCAUAGCCAGCUGGCCAUGCAGGAAACAGUUGCCCGUAUCAACCAGACGUCGGGAGAGCAGUGCAGAGGGUUCUUGUCCCCUGGGCGGACUUGGGCGCCAGGUGCCCUCUACGAGCUUCUGAGUGCCAAAGCCGAGCGGGAUUGCACAGCCGGCCUGGGCUUUGCCAUGCACGAAAUGAGCCUGGUACGGGUGGAGAAGUAUGAACAGCCCUUGCUGCUCCAGCAAAACCAGGGCAGCAGGGAGGUGGAGGAGCUGUACCUGGGGGACAUCCACACGGAGUGGUCGGAGAGGCUCCAUUAUCGUCCGACAGGAUACCAGCGUCCCCUGCAGAAUGCCAUGCACCACGUCCAUCCUUGCCCUGCUUGUGGGAUUAUAUACCGAGCGGACGAGCAUCACCCACCCAUACUGCCAGUCAGGCCUGAGUUCCCGAUGCUGCUAAGCGGGCGCUGGGUGAGUGCGCGGUGUGAGGUACGGCCGGCGGUGCUUUUCCUCACGAGGUACUUCACCUUCCACGGCAGCAACCGCACCUGGGAAGGGUCCUAUUAUCACUACUCUGACCCUCUCUGCAAACAGCCGACUUUCACGGUGUACGCCUCAGGCCACUAUACUGAGGGAGGCCCGUCCCUCAUCGUGAGAGGAGGCACAGAGCUGGUGUUCAAGGUGACCCACGCUCGGGUUACACCAAUGGAUCAGGUAACCGUAGCGAUGCUGAACUCCUCGGACUUUGGAAGCUGUGGGGAGCCCGGCUCUUGGAGCGUCGGGAGAGAGUUGGAUGUGACUCAUACGAACGGAUGCGCGGCCCUGGGCAUCAGACUCCCACACACAGAGUACGAACUCUUCAGAAUUGAGCAGGAUGCAAAAGACCGUAGCUUGCUGUUCAUCGGCGAGAGACCAACGGACGGAUCCAGUCCCAACACACCCAGCAAACGGCCCACCUCUUACCAGUCGCCACUCACGCAGUGUGCUGGGUCCUCCGGCACCUUUUUGAGACACAUUAAGCCAAACUACCUGGGAAGAUUAGAUUACUCCCUUGACAACGCAGUGCUAAAUCCGCAGCCCAGGGCACUGCUGCUGGCAUUUCUAGCCCUGUUGCUCGUCAGGUGGGACUAAAACUCUUGACAUUUUUGGUCAGGGGCUGCC
Messenger RNA from Euleptes europaea (tarantolino), 1583 nucleotides. It is a transcript of the gene APCDD1L, whose product is annotated as APC down-regulated 1 like. Gene Ontology annotation, cellular component: plasma membrane. Bases 12 to 1553 code for a protein of 513 amino acids. Gene Ontology annotation, biological process: negative regulation of Wnt signaling pathway. Gene Ontology annotation, molecular function: Wnt-protein binding. NCBI's taxonomy places the organism in Eukaryota, Metazoa, Chordata, Lepidosauria, Squamata, Sphaerodactylidae. The transcript is spliced from 4 exons. The record is from RefSeq and is a predicted model, not a curated record.